Pieris brassicae (large cabbage white) is the source of this 1732-nucleotide messenger RNA. Its product is annotated as xaa-Pro aminopeptidase 3-like. The transcript is spliced from 10 exons. NCBI's taxonomy places the organism in Eukaryota, Metazoa, Arthropoda, Insecta, Lepidoptera, Pieridae. Gene Ontology annotation, molecular function: manganese ion binding; metalloaminopeptidase activity. The coding region runs from base 116 to 1648 and encodes 510 amino acids. Gene Ontology annotation, cellular component: mitochondrion. The record is from RefSeq and is a predicted model, not a curated record.
AUGAUAAGUGAUUUGUUCUGUGCAUAUGCCAUAUGCCGAAUAGAAAAUAGAAUAAAUCAAUGCAAAACUAUAUACAAAAAUAUAAUUAACUUAAUAAAAGCGUAAUAUAUUGAGAAUGAAUCGUUUAAACCUAUUUAGGUUGCGAUCAGUAACAGAUCAGUUCUCGGUAAAAAACAUAUCAAGAUGGAAGCCUAUUCGACACUUAUCAAGCUUUAAGAAUCCACCAGAUGCAGAAAGAAUACAGCAGUUUAGUAUACCCAAGGGUAUAUUGGGACAACCAACUUGUCAUACACACCCUCAUUUAAUAUCACACGGCAACCUAACGUGUGGGGUCACACAGUUAGAAUACAAGGAAAGGCGGGAAACUUUAGUUAGCAAGUUGGCUGAAGCAGAAAAUCUACAUAAAACUCAUGUGAUAGUUAUACCAGCAGCUAGAAAACAGUAUAUGUCAGAUAAGAUACCAUAUGUGUUCAGACAAAAUUCUGAUUUUUUCUACCUUACUGGAUGUUUGGAGCCCUCUGCAAUUCUUUUCAUGAUAAAACCAGCAGAUAGGGAUACUUAUAAGACCAUUUUAUUUGUACAUGAAAAAGACAGCCAUGCUGAGCUUUGGGAAGGUCCUCGCACAGGAUGCUCUGCAGCAACAACAUUAUAUUCUGUUGACGAAUCGCAGCCUGUUGAAAACUUCAAUAAUUUUAUGCUCAGAACUUUAUCAUCAUUAAAACCUGCAGUUCUCUGGUACCACAAUGAGAGCCCAGCUAAUCCUGACAUCCAUGAUGUAGUGAGAUCCUCUCUAAAGCAAGGCCAUGCCUCACUGGAAGACCCUCAGAAAUGCCUUCACCAAAUGAGGGUUGUGAAGUCACCAGCGGAAGUCGAAUUGAUGAAGGAAACAUGUUACAUUGGUUCCCAAUCGGUUAAUAUGGCUAUGGCUUGCACGAAACCUGGUAUAUCGGAGCAUGCUGUUUCAUCUGUGUUUGAAUAUACAUGUCGAAUGUCAGGUGCGGAACACGGGGCAUUUCCCCCUGUGGUAGCGGGGGGGCCUAGGGCUACUCAUAUACACUAUGUAGCUAACAACCAACUACUGCAAAAGGAGCAUAUGCUUCUUAUCGAUGCUGGCUGUCAGCGUUGGCUUUACAACUCUGACAUAUCUCGAACAUGGCCAGUCUCAGGGAAAUUCUCCGCACACCAUAAAAUACUUUAUGAACUUGUGCUUGCUGUACAGAAACGUCUAAUAGAGCUAUUGGGUGAGCAGAGACCGCCAUUGGACCAGCUAUUUGACCAUAUGUGUAGGCUUUUGGGUCUCUAUUUGCAGCAAGAAGGAAUCUUACCUAAAAAUAUUGACGCCAAUGAACUUAUAGGGCGUGCCUACCGCCUAUGCCCUCACCAUGUAUCACAUUACCUUGGAUUAGACGUUCAUGAUUCACCACUUGUUCGUCGUAGGAUUCCCGUUACUAAUAAUAUGAUAGUGACUGUAGAACCAGGUAUCUACAUAAGACCAGAUGACACAAGCGUCCCUCCAGAGUUCAGAGGUGUUGGGAUAAGAAUAGAAGAUGAUGUCCUCAUCACGGAUGGACAUCCACUCAUACUAACAGACACAUGUGUUAAAGAAGUUAAUGAUAUUGAGGCAAUAGUUGGAAAGCAAAAUAUUUAAUUUAAACAAGAAAAAUAGAUAUUUUCUAUGAACUCAUAGAGCGUAAUCAUUUAAAGACAGAUUUGUAAAUAAAAAUGCGACUUA